Molecule: messenger RNA, 6244 nt
Organism: Orcinus orca (killer whale)
Lineage: Eukaryota; Metazoa; Chordata; Mammalia; Artiodactyla; Delphinidae
Gene: UPB1
Product: beta-ureidopropionase 1
Exons: 10
Coding region: 29-1183 (384 amino acids)
Molecular function (GO): beta-ureidopropionase activity
Source: RefSeq, a predicted model, not a curated record
CGUCUAAAGAAACGUUCGGACUUCAGCCAUGGCCGGGGCUGGAUUUGAGUCGCUGGAGCGGUGCUUGGAGAAGCAUCUACCACCCGCAGACCUGCAGGAGGUCAAACGCAUUCUCUAUGGCAAAGAGACCAGGAAGCUCGACCUGCCCAGCAGAGCUUUUGAAGCUGCCUCCAAAGGGGACUUUGAGCUGCAGGGCUAUGCCUUUCAGGCUGUGACGGAGCAGCAGAGGAGGCCCCGGAUCGUGCGCAUGGGGCUUGUUCAGAACAGAACCCCCCUCCCCGCGGACACCCCUGUGGUGAAACAGGUCACUGCCCUGCACAGACGCAUCGAGGCCAUCGUAGAGGUGGCUGCCAUGUGUGGAGUCAACAUCAUCUGUUUCCAGGAAGCAUGGACUAUGCCCUUUGCUUUCUGUACGAGAGAGAAGCUUCCAUGGACGGAAUUUGCCGAGUCAGCAGAGGACGGGCCCACCACCAAGUUCUGUCAAGAGCUGGCGAGGAAGCAUGACAUGGUGGUGGUGUCCCCCAUCCUGGAGCGAGACACGGAGCAUGGGGACAUCUUGUGGAACACAGCCGUGGUGAUCUCCAACUCUGGAGCCGUCCUGGGCAAGACGAGGAAAAAUCACAUCCCCAGAGUGGGCGACUUCAAUGAGUCCACAUACUACAUGGAGGGAAACCUGGGCCACCCCGUGUUCCAGACUCAGUUCGGGAGGAUCGCCGUGAACAUUUGCUACGGGCGGCACCACCCCCUCAACUGGCUCAUGUAUAGCAUCAACGGUGCUGAGGUCAUCUUCAACCCCUCGGCCACCAUCGGAGUGCUCAGUGAGUCCCUGUGGCCAAUCGAGGCCAGAAACGCAGCCAUCGCCAAUCACUGCUUCACCUGCGCCAUCAACCGGGUAGGCGAGGAGUUCUUUCCGAACGAGUUCACCUCUGGGGAUGGCAAGAAAGCUCACCGGGACUUCGGCUACUUUUAUGGCUCAAGCUACGUGGCGGCCCCUGAUGGCAGCCGGACCCCCGGGCUCUCCCGCAACCGGGAUGGGCUGCUGGUCACCGAGCUCGACCUCAACCUCUGCCGGCAGGUGAAUGACAUCUGGGGCUUCAAGAUGACAGGCAGGUACGAGAUGUACGCACGGGAGCUUGCGGAAGCUGUCCAACCCAACUACAGCCCCAAGAUUGUGAAAGAGUAACAGGCUUCAGCCGCUGCCCGCCAAGGAGGGCACCUCUGCCCACAGCAGAUCAGCCAGGGCUCUGGGCUCUAGUGUCCAAAUUCUCCCUGCUUGAUGCCCUGACAGCACUGCUGCCCAGAUUGGUUUUAAAGUGCCUGGGUGGGGAGGGUCGAAUGAGUACCAGGUUUCCUUCUGUGGUGAUGGAAAUGUUUGGGGACUGGAUAGAGGUGAUGGCUAUACAACAUUGUGAAUGUACCAAAUCCACGGAAUUGUUCACUUUGAAAUGAUUAAACUUUGUUAAGUGAAUUUUAGAAAUUCAAUGAAAGACAAUCCCAGGGACUUCCCUGGUUGUCCUGUGGCUAAGACUCCCAAUGCAGGGGGCCCGGGUUCAAUCCCUGGUCAGGGAACUAGAUCCCACAUGCAUGCUGCAACUAAGAGGCCCGCACGCUACAACUAAAAAAAUCUCGUGUGCCACAACGAAGACCCGGCACAGCCAAAAUAAAUAAAUAAAUAAAUAUUUAAAAAAUAAAUAAAGACAUUCCCAGGCACCCAUUGUGCAGGUUGGUUUGAAGUUACACAGGUGGGAGGCCCCAGUCCUGAGUUUCUCCGCUUCUCCGUUUAGACUGGCAGCAAUUCGAGGGUCAGCGUGGGAGUGUAUGCACUAGAGGGAGGUGAGGCUGACCAGAGUCACUGAGGCGCCUGGUGGCUGCGGGCAGGGGGAAAGUCAUUGGAAGAGUCAUCUUGGCUAUAGUCUCCAUUUAUUCAAUCAGACGCUAAUCUGGGUGUUGCUGUGAAGGUAUUUAGUCAAUGUGAUUAAAGCCCAUAGCCAGUUAACCAAGCAAGUGAGAUUAUCCUAGAUAAUCUGGGUAGGCCUGAUUUAAUCCGUCAAAAGGCCCUGAGAGCAGGGCUGAGGUUCCCGGAUGAGGAAGGGAUUCAGGGAUUCGGAUGUGUACAGCAGCCUCAGCCCAGGCCCAAGCAUUCCAGUCUGCCCUUCCUGACAGCCUGCUCUCCACAUUUCAGGCUUGUCCAUCCAGACCCCACAGUCACUGAAAUCAAUUCCUUGCAAUGAAUUCCUUAAUAUGUGUCGUACCGUUUCUGCUUCUUUUUUUUCUUUUUUUUUUUGGCCAUGCCUCACAGCUUGCGGGAUCUUAGUUCCCUGACCAGGGACUGAACCCGCGCCCUCGGCAGUGAGAGCUCAGAGUCCUAACCACUGGACCACCAGGGAAUUCCCCUGUUUCUCUUUCCUUGGUGGACCCCGACUGAUAUAGGUUCUGGUAUUGGAACUGUUUCUAGAGGAACAGAAUCUCAAGGAUGAGUCUUCUGUGUUGGUUCUAGGAUUCCUGGAAUUCUUCUCUAAUUCGAUUGGAUUUAAAGGCACUGAUGAGCUGUGAGCUGGACCUGGGCAAUUGGAGGCUCUUACCCUCUUCCGUGUCCUUGGAAUGUCCAUUCUGCCCACAGUUCCUACAUUAGGAGCGACAUCGGUGAUGCAGCCUUGAGAGAGUGGUGUGUUAUUGAGCCCAUCUGGACUGUAUUUAGUGACUGAACCCCAUUAAGGCGUCUGUGUAAACUCUUAAGAUUCUGACAGGCAGGUGGCAGAGAUCUACUCAUCUUGCAGCCGCCCAAGACAAGCUUCCUAUGUAAAUCCUUUUAUUAAAACUGCCACCUGCCAAUCUGGAGUGGCUGCUUCUUUCUUUGGUCUCUUGCCCUCCGAGAGCAGGGGCCAGUUUUAAAUUUCACCCGGGGAACUCCUGAGGUUGUGAACCAACAUAAUUGUACGCCAACAAAUUGGAUAUCCUAGAUGAAAUGGACAAAUACCUAGAAAUACAAAACCUAUCAAGUCUGAGUCACAGGAGCUUCCCUGGUGGCACAGUUGUUAAGAAUCCGCCUGCCAAUGCAGGGGAAAUGGGUUCAAGCCCUGAUUAGGGAAGAUCCCACAUGCCACGGAGCAACUAAGCUCGUGUGCCACAACUACUGAGACUGCGUGCCACAACUACUGAAGCCCACACGACUAGAGCCCGUGCUCCGCAACAAGAGAAUCCGCUGCAAUGAGAAGCCCGCGCACCCCCACUCACCGCAACUAGAGAAAGCCCACGCACAGCAACGAAGACCCAAUGCAGCCAAAAAUAAAUAAAUAAAAUAAAUCAAUUUAUUAAAAAAAGACUGAUGGGCCUCCCUGGUGGCGCAGUGGUUGAGAGUCCGCCUGCCGAUGCAAGGGACACGGGUUCGUGCCCCGGUCCGGGAAGAUCCCACAUGCCGCGGAGCGGCUGGGCUCGUGAGCCAUGGCCGCUGAGCCUGCGCGUCCGGAGCCUGUGCUCCGUGACGGGAGAGGCCGCGGCAGUGAGAGGCCCGCAUACCGCAAAAAAAAAAAAAAAAAAAAAAGACUGAGUUACAAAGAAAUAGAAAAUCUGAAUAGACCUAUAACUAUUAAGGAGACUGAAGGAGUAAUCAAAACCCUCCCAACAAAAAGAAAAGCCUGGGACCUGAAGGCUUCAGUGAUGAGUUCUACCAAACAUUCAAAGAAGAACACCAAUUCUUCUCACAUUUUUCCAAAAAACUGAAGAGGAGGGAGCACUUCUUAACUCAUUCUGUAAGGCCAACAUUACCCUGACACCCAAGCCAGACAAAGAUGCUACAAGAAAACAAAACUACAGACCAAUAUCCCUUUGAAUAUUGAUGCAAAUACCCUCAACAAAAUACUAGCAAACUGAAAUCAGCAGCAUGUUAAAAGGAUUAUACACCUUGACCAAGUGGGAUUCAUUCCCAGAAUGCGAGGAUGGUCCAAAAUACAAAAAUCAAUGUAGCAUGCCACAUUAAAAUCUCAGAUGAUCAACUUAAUUGAUGUAGGAAAAGCAUUUCACAAAAUUGAAAACCCUUUCAUGGUUAAAAAAAACACUCAACGUAACUCGGAACAAAACACUCAACACGGAAUAGAAGUAAACUAUGUAGCAGAGACCAUAUAUGAAAAACCCACAGUUAACAUCAUGCACAGUUGAUGGUGAAAGACUCAAUGCCCACUUUUUGCACUUCUAUUCAACAUAGUGUUGGAAGUUAUAGCCAGAGCAACUCAAUAAAUAAGCAUAUCCCAAUUUGAAAGAAGUAAAAUCAUGUUUGUAGAUGACAUCCUGUAUGUAGAAAACCCUAAAGAUUUCAUACCAAAAGAGUAUUAGGAAAAAAAGUAUUAGAACUAAUAAAUGAAUUUAGCAAAGCAACAAGACACAAAAGCAACACACAAAAAUCCAUUGUAUUUCUAUACACUAAACAAUUUGAAAAGGAAAUUAAGAAAACAGUUCCACUUAGAAUAGCAUCAAAAAGAAAUACUUAGGAAUUAACCAAGGAGGUGAAAGACUUCUACAAUGAAAACUACAGGGAAUUCCCUGGUGGUCCAGUGGUUAGGACUCGGCGCUUUCACUGCCGAAGGCGCAGGUUCAAUCCCUGGUUGGGUAACUGAGAUCCCACAAGCCAUGCAAUGCGGCCAAAAAAAAAAAUUAGUAGUAUUUACCUAAUAGAUUUGUUAUGAGGAUGUAAAGCAUUCAGAAUAGUCUGGCACUUUGUAAGAGCUCAAUAAAUGCUAGUUAUUAUUUAAAAAAACAAAAAAACCAACAACACCCAUUAAAUGAUUGUGUUGGGAAGUCCUUCCUGGUCACACGCCUCAGUCCACGACGAGUCAUGGGCCCUGGAAUGCAGAUGUCUGCAGGGUGCAGGCUGAGGGCUCCGCUUCUGCUCUUGUUUCUCCUGUCCCCAGCUCCAGGUGCACAGCAGGCCCCUGGGGAAAUUCUGUAGAGCAAAGGAAGGCACGCUGGUUCAGCUGGGACCCUGGGCAGAGGAUCUCAUGGCUGGGGACUGUGGUAUUCAAAAGAGAAAUCGGCUUUUUUCUUCGGAUUGUAGUGAGCAAAUAUUUUAUAGAAAAUUUAGAAGAUAAGGAAAAAUACAGAGAAAGGAGAAAAAACUCAUCUCUAGUCCUCCAACCCAGAGACAGAUCAUAGCUAACAUUUUGGCAUAUUUCUUUCCAGUCCUAUUUUAUGGACUAUGCCUAUUUUAACAUAAUUGGGAUCAUAAUGUCCAUAUAAUUUUGUGGUGUUCCCUUCUGUUUCUCAAUGUAAUGUGAACAUUUUCCUUCACCAUAAAAAAAAAUUGUUUUUAAACACUUUACCAGCUGCAUAGUGUUCGACAUGUAGAUGGCCCCCUAUUUAAUUAUUCCCCUACAUUAGACAUUAAGGUAUGUAUGUAUGUAUUUAUUCAUUGCUGUUACAAAUGAUGCUGGUAUGAAUACGUUCAUGGCUAAAUUAGUCUUAUUUCUAUUGUUUUCUUUAGGAUAGGUCCCAAGAAAUGGAAUUCACUGUGUUGAAAAGCAUGAACGUCUUGUCGAGAGCUGGGAAGAAUCUGACAUCUUACCCUACGUGCAAGCUGAUGAGUUAGCUGACCUCAGUUUCAUGGAUGCUCCGCAAAGAUACAACACUCCUGGAUCAGAGACAAAGGACUUCGUUACAACAAUAGCAGCAGCCAGAGGACCAGCAUUUUCUUGCAGGAGUUCCCUGAGCCCCAAUUCCCACAAGACAACACAAAGAGGGCCAAGUGACUCCUACACACACAGUGAGUUGCAUGAAGGAGAGAAAGGGAAAAAGAGAGAUGAGAGCUUAGAGAAUUUGACUCUUUUAUACUGGACGGUAAAGUAUGUCUGCUCCUUGUUCUAAAGACAGACGCUUGCCCCUCUCUACCAAGGUCGCAAGAACACCUGUGCUUUGCUCUGGAGGGAGAACUAUAUCUUACAAGGCUGUUGGCUCGGCAGACAUCCUUGAAAAAUAGUCUGGGACAAAGGCAUUCAUGGCUUUAGCUCGCAAGUCAUGCAAAAGUUCGAGAAAUGUGAGAGACCCACAACGAUAACUUCCAAAAAUGUCCACCCCUCAUUUCUACACCAUCUUGACUUCUGGCAACAUCCCCAUGAGUGUACCACGCCAACAGUUGCUCUCAUUAAUCUGAUCAACAGAAGCUGGACUAAAUCAAUUCAGUUUGUCUCUCGGCAUUUAAUUAAUUUCACCCACAGCACUUCAAGGAGCAGAAUGAGUCCCACCUGCAGUAUUAACC